This is a messenger RNA of Penicillium diatomitis, 1770 nucleotides long. Its product is annotated as putative plasma membrane antiporter. Gene Ontology annotation, cellular component: plasma membrane. The transcript has 8 exons. Lineage: Eukaryota; Fungi; Ascomycota; Eurotiomycetes; Eurotiales; Aspergillaceae. Gene Ontology annotation, biological process: sodium ion export across plasma membrane; regulation of membrane potential; proton export across plasma membrane. The coding region runs from base 1 to 1770 and encodes 589 amino acids. Gene Ontology annotation, molecular function: sodium:proton antiporter activity. The record is from RefSeq and is a predicted model, not a curated record.
AUGCUUCAUCCGAUUCUCGACAUUGACGAUUUCAAUGUUGCCACGACUUUUGCCGGUUUAUUUCUGCUUGGGUUUGGCUUGCUUUCCCUAAAGAUCAAGCAAAGGUGGUACCUAGGAGAAGCUCGUGCGUUACUCAAGUCGAGCCGUCGCCUGGAUUUCUGUAUCUUGCAACACAGCGCUGACAAAGUGCCAGUGCCCUCGUUCAUUGUUGGCGUUCUCCUCGGUCCAGUUGCCGCGAAUCUCAUCAAUGUGAGCAGAUGGACAGGCGGAAGUGACCGUGAACAUGUCGGCAGUACUACAUAUGCGUUGGCUCGACUUGUUCUCGGUAUUCAGAUGAUUAAAGUCGGCUACGAGCUGCCCAAAAGAUAUCUUCGUCUGCGACUCAUUGAACUGACAAUAUGUCUUUUACCUAUGAUGGCUCUCCAGUGGGUGGCUACAUCAACGUGUAUCAAGUUGAUGAUUCCGAACUUGACCUUCUUAACGUCCAGCAUCAUCGGGUCAUGCGUCAUCUGUAUAGAUCCCGUCUUGUCUCAAGCGAUCGCAAAAGGUCCAUUCGCCGACCGAUACGUUCGACGACAUCUUCGUGAAUUCAUCUCGGCAGAGGCGGGAGGAAAUGAUGGAUUUGGGUUCCCUUUCCUUAUGCUGGCCAUCGCACUGCUCCGCUACGACGACGCUCCAAGUGAUAGCAAAGCUUAUACAGAUCGUGAUUGGAUCGGUGAGACCGAUACUGGUCGGGUUGGCGGCGAUGUCAGCCGUGCACUCGCUCAUUGGGCCGUGGAGGGUGUCUUAUACAUGAUCAUGAUGGCGUCGGGGUAUGGUUUGUUCGUGGGUUUCGUCGCUCGGAAAGGCUUGAAUCUGGCCUCGAGAAGAAACUGGGUCGACAAGGAGAGCUUUACACUGUUUCCUUUGGCGAUCGGGUUAUUCAUUGUAGGCACAUGUGGCUGUUUUGGCACGGACGAAACUCUUGCCUGCUUCAUUGCCGGGUGUGCCUUCAACUGGGAUGGACGGUUUCAUGCCGAGAUCGAGGCACGCCAUGAUACUUUCAAUUGUACACUCGAGACAGCAUUGAAUUUUGGUACAUUCGUCUACCUAGGCGCAGUGAUGCCCUGGGAUCAGCUUCAAGUGCCCGAUCUCACAGGAAUCACGGUCGCAAGACUGAUUGGUCUGGGAAUCCUGAUAUUGGUUUUUCGGCGCUUUCCCGCGAUACUUCUGGGGUAUCGAUUCAUGCCGCGAGUCUGCCACGAUUGGAGGGAAGCUUUGUUCAUGGGUUACUUUGCGCCAAUCGGCAUCGGAGCUAUUGCCUAUGUUGAAUAUGCCCGCGAACUAUUGCCCGAUGCAGGAGAAAGCGAUGCAGAGAUCAAUUUCUUGACAGCUGCUAUGAUUCCAGUGGUCUAUUGGCUUGUCUUUUUUUCGAUCGUGGUACACGGACUAUCAGUUCCUAUUCUGUACGGGUUCUAUCGCUGGCGACGGGUUCCCAUGGUUCAAGAUCAUCCGGUCGGCAUACUUUUGCUGACGGAUAAUGAACCCGUGCCCAACAAUAGUGUGGUGAAUCGGCAAGCCCACCACGUCACGGUCAAUAAUCGCUUCUCUCGUAUCUCGGAUCUGGUCGAGGGCGUUGAUCUUGGCAAUCCUCACCGACGACAAUCAGAUUCUUCCACCAUAAUCUUGGAAACUCGCAGCGGCGAUCGUGAUGGCGACGAAUCGGUCUCAACUAGCCCGAUCAAAGAGUCGGAUUGUGCCGCUCCAUUUGCAGCGAGAAACAUGGUUUAA